UUACCACAAUUUCUGUUUUCAAAAUGAUAGUGGAAAAUAUAACCACAAUAAGUGGAUUUCUCCUUGUGGGAUUCUCUGACAACUGUGAGCUGCAGAUCUUGCAUGCUUUGCUCUUCUUGAUGAUUUAUGUAUUUGGCUCAGCAGGGAACUUCAUCAUUAUCACCAUCACAACACUGGACCCACAGCUCCAGUCUCCAAUGUAUUACUUUCUGAAGCACCUUUCCAUUCUGGACCUCUCAUCCCUCUCUGUCACAGUUCCCCAGUAUGUUGACAGUUCCCUGGCACAAAGUGGCUACAUUUCAUAUGGACAGUGCAUGAUGCAGAUUUUUUUCUUCACAGGAUUUGCCUGGGGUGAGGUGGCCAUUCUCACAGUGAUGUCAUAUGAUCGUUAUAUAGCUAUUUGCCUUCCUCUCCACUAUGAGAUCAUCAUGUGUCCCAUAAAGUGUAGGUGGGUUGUGAUAGUUGUAUGGCUAAGCAGCAUUAUUCCAGGAACCCUGUAUUUAGCAUCCAUAUUCUUUAUCAGAUUCUGUAGGGCCAAAAUAAUCCACCAAUUCUUCUGUGAUGUUCCCCAGGUGCUCAAGCUCUCCUGCUCUAACGAUUACCUUGUAACAAUUGGAGUGGCUGAUUUCCUGUCUGCAAUAGGUUUUGGCUGCUUUAUUUGGAUUGUCAUCUCCUAUAUCCACAUAUUUUCCACAGUUCUCAGGAUGCCNUCUGCUGAAAGCAGGUCUAAGGUCUUCUCUACUUGCCUGCCCCACCUGUUUGUUGUCUCAUUGUUUCUUUCUACAGGCUCCUGUGCAUAUCUAAACCCAACCUCAGACUCUCCAACAGCUUUAGAGUUCUUAGUUUCUGUCUUUUAUACAGUACUACCUCCAACACUCAACCCUGUUAUUUAUAGUUUGAGAAAUGAUGCCAUAAAGAGUGCUGUAAGGAAGUUACUGUUGAUUAGAAAAUUUACUGGUUAGAAUCAUUUUGCCCUGUUAUUACUGA
Molecule: messenger RNA, 987 nt
Organism: Mus pahari (shrew mouse)
Lineage: Eukaryota; Metazoa; Chordata; Mammalia; Rodentia; Muridae
Product: olfactory receptor 14J1-like
Exons: 1
Coding region: 24-962 (312 amino acids)
Biological process (GO): G protein-coupled receptor signaling pathway
Cellular component (GO): membrane
Molecular function (GO): odorant binding; G protein-coupled receptor activity; olfactory receptor activity
Source: RefSeq, a predicted model, not a curated record